AUGACCGAACGCCACGGUCCCGCAGGCUGUAGGACCCAGUUUGGCCUACAGGCUAUCGCAUUCAGGUCGCCGAUUCUCAAAGAUACGAGUAUUCCGGCGGAAGCGCUGUUGUUCUGGGAUACUCCGAGAACGUUGUUGUAUGAUGCCAGAUCGAGUGUACCAGCGUGCGACAGGAAGGCAUUACAUGCGCAUAUCGGGGAGGCGCGUGUUGGAGAGGCUCGUGAGCUCGUCUCCGGUCAGGGUCUCUCAGGACCCGGUCUGGCCUGGGAAUCAAUAACAAUGCGAGUUCACUCCUUCAAGGACCCAUCGUAUUGCGUCAAAUCAAGAGACACGCAUAUGGAGAUCCGUGUGUUACAGUGUAACCUUACUUGCGACCACGAGUCUUUCUCCGCCGUCGCCGAGCAGGCAGCGAAGUGGCGCCCGCGGUCUCAGCGGCCAUCUGGCCGAGGGUUCGGAUGGGCGCAGACCGACCCCGAAGGACUGGAGUCGUUCGGGGAAACAAGGAAUCUCGCAGCGAAGAGGCCGUGGAAGACGGAGGAUCAAGGCCUUUUGGCAGGGAGUUCACCAGGAACAGAUCCCGGUGUCUACUCGACAUUUUCAUUGGGCAGGUUGGCGUUGUGGGCGACUGAAUGUCCAUAUGCUACGCGGUCUGGGAUAGCUGUCCCGAGACAGCACAUGAGAAUGUUCAGAUUAGGCAUCCUAUAUGGUUUAACGGACGAUUAUCAAGGCUUGUCACCGAUAACAUUCUUGGAGAAGCAAGCUAGGCUUGAGAAGAUGCAUGACCUCACGGCAUUCCAGAGCUGA
Messenger RNA from Postia placenta MAD-698-R-SB12, 804 nucleotides. RefSeq lists its product as hypothetical. The record is from RefSeq and is a predicted model, not a curated record. The coding region runs from base 1 to 804 and encodes 267 amino acids. Lineage: Eukaryota; Fungi; Basidiomycota; Agaricomycetes; Polyporales; Adustoporiaceae. The transcript is spliced from 7 exons.